CUCUGAGCUGCAAAUGUGCAAUCCGCAAACUCGUCACUCUCCGGGUUCAUGACUGCAAAGCCAACCGACUCCCCAUCACAUCUUUGAUCUUUCUAAUAUCUCUUUUGUUCUCAGAGUAACGGAUUUCACGGUUUUUGGAGCGUGGAACAAGUUUCCUUGUAGCCAAACGGGCCCUCUCAGCAAGGUUCUGGAAAGUUAGUAGGGAUGGUUUGUGGUGGUUCUGAAAUUGUGGGGGUUUGAACUGAAAUGGUGGGGUUAAUUAUGACAAAUGGUCAAAUGGGUGUCUCUUACUUUGAAAGAAAUGCUAUCUUUGUUUCAAAUUAUGCCUGCAAUUCGUUUUGUUCAUAUGGAUUUUUGAUUCCUCGGAGACCCAUUUUUCCCAUUGGUUUAAAUGUGACGAAGAAUGAGAAGAUUCAUGUUCAUGGUGUCAAAAUACAGAAUUCCCGAACAAUUAGUGCUUUGUUGAAGGGAGAAUCCGACAAUCGGUUGGUCCGCGGUGACCUUCUCGAGAAAGAGGUUGAGUUUAAGCCCUCAUUCGAUGAGUAUUUGAAGACUAUGGAGUCAGUUAGGGUCAGUAGGGACAAAAAACAAGCUAAUAAUUCAAAAAAGCGGAGGAUGAAUGAUAAUCCAGUAGAUAAGGGUCUUUUCAGGACACCACCAAUGGAAGGAGGUGAAGAGAAAGUAAAAUUGAAGGAGUUUGAGGGGGUUUUGGAUCAAGAUAAGGUGUUAAAAGUUGUAGAAGAAGAAGGGCUCUCUAAAAAUGCACUUGGAAUCAUGGGCAAAGAAAGCCGGCUAAGAGGUAAACUUAACUACAAAGGUCAAGUAAGUACAGAAUUAAUGGAUGGGAUUGAUGCCAAAGAAGGAAACGUAAACACAAAAAUAAAUAAGAAGCCCGGGAGAGAGAUAACAAAGGGAAUAUUCUCGAAACACCAGACUAGUAGCAUGGAACAAGAAUCGGAAUACUCCAACCUGUACAGAAGUACAAAGGCUUAUAAUGCACAGGGAAGCUCAAGGGCAUUGGCUCCUGUUCAAAGCAAACGCCACAGUAGCCACAUCGAAGGGAAACAUGUUUAUGAUGCUGGUUCUGUGGGCAUGUUGAGAAAGAAGGGGACUGGUAUUAGCCAACGAGAUCACACAUCAUUUCGGAAAACCUUUAACGAAGAGAAAAUUGGUGUUCGAAGAGAUAAGGAAUUGCAUGGUGGACUUGAGAGGAAAUACAUCCAAGUUGAAGAAGUUACUACUAAUGAAUUCGUGCAUAAUAAUGGAAAAUUAACUAGAAGCCGUAAGGCUUUCUCUGAAAGAGCUGAUGAUUAUGGUUCAGAGGUGGAAAGAGCUGCAUUCAAAACUUUUGAUGAAUUCAAUGAUGUCAUGGACAAGCCACGAGUUUCACGGGUAGAAAUGGAAGAUAGAAUCCAGAAGCUAGCAUAUCGGUUGAAUGGUGCAGACAUAGACAUGCCUGAGUGGAUGUUUGCUAAGACAAUGCGAAGUGCGAGGAUCAGAUUCUCAGAUCAUUCUAUAUUGAGGGUUAUCCAGAUAUUGGGAAAACUGGGAAAUUGGAGGCGGGUGCUACAAGUCAUUGAGUGGCUUCAAAUGCGUGAGCGCUUCAAAUCCCACAAGCUCAGAUUCAUAUACACGACUGCACUUGAUGUAAUUGGAAAGGCAAAUAGACCAGUGGAGGCACUCAAUGUCUUUCAUUCAAUGCAGCAACACAUGUCUUCGUAUCCGGACCUAGUCGCUUAUCAUUGUAUUGCUGUUUCUCUUGGACAAGCGGGGUAUUUGAAGGAACUCUUUGAUGUGAUUGAUAGCAUGCGAUCUACUCCCAAGAAGAAGUUCAAAACCGAGGCACUUGGGAAAUGGGACCCACGGUUGGAACCAGAUAUUGUCGUUUACAAUGCGGUCCUAAAUGCUUGUGUUCAGCGGAAACAAUGGGAAGGAGCAUUUUGGGUUUUGCAGCAGUUAAAGCAACAAGGGCAACAUCCUUCUUCUACAACAUAUGGACUUGUCAUGGAGGUGAUGUUUGCAUGUGGCAAGUACAACUUGGUUCAUGAUUUUUUCAGAAAAUUGAAGAAAUCUUCUAUUCCAAAUGCUUUAACAUAUAAAGUUCUUGUGAAUACACUUUGGCAAGAAGGUAAAACCGAUGAGGCUGUGUCUGCCGUUCAAGACAUGGAAAGACGAGGGAUAGUAGGUUCUGCAGCUCUUUAUUAUGACCUUGCUCGCUGUCUUUGUAGUGCUGGAAGGUGCCAAGAAGCAUUAGAACAGAUCGAGAAGAUAUGCAAAGUUGCUAAUAAGCCUCUAGUGGUGACUUACACCGGCUUAAUUCAAGCUUGUUUUGACUCUGGAAACAUUCAAGAUGGAGCAUACGUUUUCAAUAAAAUGCAGAACUUUUGCUCCCCAAAUCUUGUUACAUAUAAUGUAAUGCUGAAAGCUUACCUAGCACAUGGGAUGUUUGAUGAAGCAAGUGAACUGUUCCACAAGAUGUCAGAAGAUGGGAACCAUAUCAGCAGGAAAUCUGAUUACAGGGUUCGAGUAAUACCAGAUAUCUACACAUUCAACACCAUGUUAGAUGCAUGCAUUGCAGACAAGAGGUGGGAUGAUUUUGAGAAUAUUUACAGAAGGAUGCUGCACCAUGGGUAUCACUUCAAUGCAAAACGCCAUCUUCGAAUGAUAUUGGAUGCUUCUAGAGCUGGAAAGAGAAAGUUGCUGGAAACAACUUGGAUUCACUUGGCUGAGGCAGAUAGGACUCCACCACCUCCUCUCAUCAAAGAAAGGUUUUCCAUAAAGCUAGAGAAUGAUGACUAUAUUUCUGCUGUCUCAUGCAUAACUAGUCACCCCAUGAAGGAGUUGCAGGCAUUCUCCAAGGUGGCGUGGCUGAAUUUCUUCAAGGAAAACGCCCACAGAUUUCGGAAUGAUGCUCUGUUUCGGUUAAUACAUGAGGUUAGCAUACUUAUUAACACAAGUGAAUCGCCAAACCCAGUGCUUGUGAAUCUGAUUUCAGCUUGUAAGGAGUUUUGUAGGACUCAUAUGACAUUAGCUGAGAUUAAACAACUAGAAACAUUCAAACUGAAUUUGCUCUAAACUGGCAUUUCUACUUCUUAGAAUGAUUCAUUAUAUCUC
Molecule: messenger RNA, 3114 nt
Organism: Corylus avellana
Lineage: Eukaryota; Viridiplantae; Streptophyta; Magnoliopsida; Fagales; Betulaceae
Product: pentatricopeptide (PPR) repeat-containing protein
Biological process (GO): chloroplast organization
Cellular component (GO): chloroplast
Molecular function (GO): protein binding
Source: RefSeq, a predicted model, not a curated record